CGUUAACGCUUACCGAUUUGGAGAAUUCUCGUGUACCAAGUGCGGAAAACGUUACAAGAAUCAUUCGUCCUUGAGUAGGCACAGCAGCACAUUGGCAAAUAUACUCAACAUCAGAAAAUGCAAUUAUGGUUGAUCAAUAUACAAGAAUUUUUAAUUGGAAAGGAAAUCAACAAAAUCAUCAGCAACAACUACAACAACAGCAGCAGCAACAACAACAACAACAAGAACGACAGGGUCAUAUUUGCAAUACUUGUGGAAAAAUUUAUAAACAAAGGAAUGCACUUUGGCGUCAUUUUACAUACGAAUGUGGUAAAAGUCCUAGAUUUCAAUGUCCUUAUUGUCGUUACAGGACCAAACAACGUUCCAACAUGUAUUCUCAUAUCAAACACAAACAUUUUGGUUUGAAUAUAUAUGUUAUAGAUUUAGAAAAUAAUCAAUAAUUGAUUUUCAAAUGAUACAUCUUUUAUUCAAAUUAUUGUCCUAUUAUUAUAAUACUUUAGAGAUCAUUAUUGUUCUCCGAAAUAUGUAGGAUAAAUAAGAAUUUAUUUUAUGAUGGUUAGAAGUGAUGUUUAAGUGUGUUGGUAUGCAUGAAUGCAUGCGUGGAUGUGCGUAUGUAUUAUUAGAAUCAUUAUCAGGAUAAAAAAUAAUCAAUAAAUCAAAUUUAACAAUUUAUAUAUAUAUAUAUCUUUCCAUUAUUUUUGAAGAAACACCGUCUCUAAUUUUACUUGAAUCUUUGAACGAAAUACACAAACUAAUGGAUGACUCUAAAAAGUUCCAAGAUCGUUUGAAACCAAAAAUAGUAAGAAUAAUAUCUCUUUUAGCAACUUUUUAGGAUGUUUUUAUUAUCAAUUUGUAGUAAAAAGCAAGUUAAAAAGUGUUUUAAUAAGAAUAUUGUAAUUGGUUUGUUUCCUAUUUCCCCCCUUUCCUUUUUUAUGAGCUUGGUAUAUUUCAAUGUGACGAUAUCAAAACUUGUGUUAGUUAGUUUUUAUCUUGUAAGAGUGUGCAAUAUAUAUUUAUAUAAAUGUUAA
Molecule: messenger RNA, 1028 nt
Organism: Polistes dominula (European paper wasp)
Lineage: Eukaryota; Metazoa; Arthropoda; Insecta; Hymenoptera; Vespidae
Product: zinc finger Y-chromosomal protein 1
Biological process (GO): regulation of gene expression
Cellular component (GO): nucleus
Molecular function (GO): DNA binding
Source: RefSeq, a predicted model, not a curated record